UUAUCUGUGAAACUCGUGCUAUUAAAUUAUCCAAAAGUUGAAGAGGAUCAUCUCAUCGAUUCUGUCAUGUUCGCUUUUCCGUGAUGUUCGUUGUUAUUUUUACUGUUCAUUAUUAUUUUUAAUUGCUAUUAUUGUAGUGAUUCACAUUCACGAUGUGUUACGUACUGUCAAGACGGUACAUAAAAAGGGAUAAGAAAAGAAACGUAACGCGGUCUUUUGUUCAAGCCAUCUUGAUAGUAAGCCAAGGGAAAACCUAAUCAUUUGAGAUUAAUUGAAAUAAAACAGUCAGUAUGAUAAAAGAAUUACUAAUUUUUGAACCUGUCUUCCUAAAACUGACGGUCCCCAGACUGUUUUUCUGUUAUGUCGCAGACAGUUUAACACUGGACCCUGAAGUCUCAAAGGCAAAUGCCUAUGGUUUCACCGGCUGCAUGUCUUCUGUUUGGUAUAACCACAUCGCUCCCCUGAAAGCUGCCUUACGCCAUCCCAGCAUUGCUCCCGUGACAGUUAAGGGUUCCUUGACUGAAUCCAGCUGUUCAUCCCUAGCAGAAGCUGACGUGAACACAGCAACCACCAUAUAUUCCUCUUCAGAUCCGUUCGGGAAGACAGACGAAAGGGAGCCUCUCACCAACGCGGUCAGAAGCGAUUCUGCUGUGAUUGGAGGUGUAAUAGCAGUUGUGAUAUUCAUCAUCUUUUGCAUCAUCGCCAUCAUGAGCAGAUUCCUCUAUCAGCACAAACAGGCACAUCGAAGUAGCCAGACAAAGGAGAAGGAAUACCCAGAAAAUCUUGAGAGCUCUUUUAAAGCUGACAUUGACUUGCAGAACACAGUGAGCGAAUGCAAACGAGAAUAUUUUAUUUGAUGGACAAUGCAAUUUCUUUUUACUCUUACUCCCCUGAACUUCCUUCCUCCCUUCCU
This is a messenger RNA of Meleagris gallopavo (turkey), 913 nucleotides long. NCBI's taxonomy places the organism in Eukaryota, Metazoa, Chordata, Aves, Galliformes, Phasianidae. The record is from RefSeq and is a predicted model, not a curated record.